GACAAAUCUCAAAUAUGCCGGUUUCACCUUCAUCUCCUGUAUUAUGGUGAUUGUCCAGAUACCCAAAUAGCAUAUAUAAUGUGGCUUCACUGGGAGUACAAUUUAACUAAUUAUCAUGAUCUAGUCUCUCAGUUUAAUUUGCAUUUUCAUCAUUCGGCAUGCUGGAAAAAGUCGUUCCUUUUAAUAUAUGUGUUCCUUCAAUUCAAAGAAUGGAGGGUACCGUCUGAUUUUAUUCUGAAAUAUUUUGGUGAAGAGAACUGAAACUGAAUGGAAAAGGAACCACCCAAGGAUAAAAGAUGGUUUUGGCGAGGGCUGGUCCUUUUUUCUUUUGUAGCACUUGUUAUUGCUGCGGUUUUAUUCAGUUUCAGCAAAUAUUUUCAUCGUUCUGAUUCUUCAAAGGCUGAUACCCACCAAGUUGUUGACAAAUAUGCAAAUGCUCUUAUCAUUGCUAUGCAAUUCUUUGACGUUCAGAAGUCUGGAAAAUUGGUGAAUAAUAAGAUUGCUUGGAGAGGAGAUUCAGCUAUGGGAGAUGGAAGCGAAGCGAAUUUGGAUUUAACUAAAGGAAUGUUUGAUGCUGGAGAUCAUGUGAAGUUUGGAUUUCCAAUGGCAUUCACUGCAACUGUUUUAUCAUGGUCCAUUUUGGAGUAUGGCAAUAACAUGAAGUUGGUGAAUGAGCUGGAAAAUGCCCAAGAAUCCCUCAAGUGGAUCACUGAUUUCCUUAUUAAUGCCCAUCCUUCUGAUAAUGUCCUCUAUAUUCAGGUGGGUGACCCAAAGCUGGAUCACACUUGCUGGGAAAGACCUGAGGUUAUGACAGGGAAAAGGCCUCUCACACAAGUGAACGCGACGUAUCCAGGGACAGAUGUUGCAGCUGAAACUGCAGCAGCAAUGGCAGCUGCAUCUUUGGUGUUCAAGUCAAUUGACUCUGCCUACUCAAAGACUCUGCUUAAGCAUGCCCGGCAGUUAUUCACGUUUGCUGAUACUUAUAGAGGUUUAUACAGUAUCAGUAUACCCGGAGUGCAAGAAUUUUAUAAUUCUACUGGAUUUGGGGAUGAACUCUUGUGGGCAGCUGCCUGGCUUUAUCAUGCUACCAGAGACAAAUCUUACCUUAGAUACGUCGCUACAAAUGGCGAUGUGUUUGCUAAUUGGGGAAAUUCGUCUUGGUUUUCUUGGGAAAAUAAGUUGGCCGGAGUUCAGGUCCUAUUAUCAAGGGUCAAUUUCUUUGGUACAGAGGAAGAUAUUUCAACUGAGGAAAGUCUUUCGCUCCAGUUGUACAGACAAACUGCUGAGACCUUUUUGUGUGGACUGCUACCUGAAUCCCCAACGGCAACAUCUCAAAGAACACCAGAUGGCCUAGUAUGGGUUAACCAGUGGAAUCCAUUGCAGUAUUCUGUGGCCUCUUCAUUUUUGGCAGUUGUUUACAGUGAUUACAUGCUUAGCUCCCAAACAUCAAAUUUAUAUUGCAGUGGGGAGCUCUAUGAGCCAACAGAAUUGCGCAACUUUGCAGUUUCACAGUUGGACUAUAUAUUGGGAAACAAUCCGACGGAAAUGAGCUACCUUGUUGGUUAUGGAAGUAGAUAUCCUCAGCAAGUUCACCACAGGGGUGCUUCAAUUCCAGUAGAUGAUAAUUCUAAUUGCAGUGAUGGCUUCAAAUGGCUUCAUACAAGAGAACCUAAUCCAAAUGUUGCAGUGGGAGCUCUUGUUGGAGGACCAUCCCUUAGUGAUACAUAUAUGGACUUUCGGAACAACAUUUCCCAAAGUGAAACCACCACUUACAACAGUGCCCUUAUUGUUGGACUCAUCUCAGGCCUGAUCACCUCUUCAUCACAAGUAGAGUCCUUUGUGAAAAACUGAAACAUAAACUCCAGCACUGUGUUUUCCUUGUUAGGUCAGUGAAAACCGCACAUGGUUCACCAUACAAGUAAUAACGCUACAACUUAAGCGCAACUACAACUGCCGCCAGUUCCAAACGCCCUGCCUUAACCUGUCCUUACUGCGAUUCUUCACCUAGUCAAUCAGAUAGAUAUGUCCCUAUGAGCGACUCCUCUGAGAAAUGAAAGGAGUAGCCAAUAUGUAAAUUUGUAGUAAUAUUUUUCAACCAUAGAAUGACACCCUUUAGUCGUAAGGAAUUUUAUGCAAGGUCCGGCUCUUUCCUCGAUCCUCGCAUAGCGUAAGCUUAAUGCACCAGGCUGUCUUUUUUUUUUUUCCUUGCAUAUGCCCAUGUCAUCACUGCCAUGUGUAUCUAUGAGUUGGGCAUUUUCUGAUCCCAAGUGUCCUUUCGUUGGGUGUUCCUAUGUAUAUGAAGAAAAAAGAAUAAGCUCAUAGUAUUUGAAGUAGGUACUAUAUAUGAAACGCGUGUAACGUAAGGUUUUUAUCACAAUUUAUAUUAUUAAAAAGAAAUAUGGA
Messenger RNA from Nicotiana attenuata, 2403 nucleotides. Its product is annotated as endoglucanase 2-like. Gene Ontology annotation, biological process: carbohydrate metabolic process. The transcript is spliced from 6 exons. The coding region runs from base 268 to 1851 and encodes 527 amino acids. Lineage: Eukaryota; Viridiplantae; Streptophyta; Magnoliopsida; Solanales; Solanaceae. Gene Ontology annotation, molecular function: hydrolase activity, hydrolyzing O-glycosyl compounds. The record is from RefSeq and is a predicted model, not a curated record.